AAAAAAAAAAAAAAAAAAAAAAAAAAAAAAAAAAAAAGAAAGAAGAGAGAGAGAUUCGCUAAGUAGAGAUGGUGUAAAAAGGAAGGUCAGUAUGCGUAGAAAGGUAUGAUGCGAUGAUGGGACUACGAUGCUGCAGAGAGUGAGAGGCAGAAGGGCGUCGAAGAGUUUUAUAGAUUACAACACAUCAACCAAACUGUCGACUUUGUGACAAAGAUGAGGGCUGAAUAUGGUAAAUUAGAUAAGAAGGUGAUGAGCAUUUGGGAAUGCUGUGAGCUUCUUAACGAGGUAGUGGACGAGAGCGAUCCAGAUCUUGACGAGCCUCAGAUUCAGCACUUGCUUCAAUCUGCCGAAGCCAUCCGCAAGGAUUACCCUAAUGACGAUUGGCUUCAUCUAACCGCUCUUAUCCAUGAUCUUGGGAAGGUUAGGAAUCUUCCACAGUUCGGUGGACUUCCUCAAUGGGCUGUUGUUGGUAACUAAAGUUACAUUUUGUCAUUAAAUGUGACACGUUCCCUCUUGGGUGUGCGUUUGAUGAAUCUAACGUACACCACAAGGUACCAUCGCCACGUCACGACCGAGCACCGAUCGAGCCAUCCGCGUAUCACCGUCCAGAGCACGUAUCAUCACCCGCGUAUCAUCGUCUAAGCUCUUAUCGCGUAUUGUGUAUCAUCGUCUGAUCACUAUCGAGCCACCGGACGAGUCAUCGACCCAGCUGUCCAUAUCAGCCGAUCACACCGGCUAUCCGUACCGACGUCCGAUAACCGUUGGCCGUCCGUACCAUUGCCGCACCAGCCGACUGUAUCAUCGACCGACCCCCGUUGACGUCCGACCAUCGUUGGCCGUCCGUACCAGCCGUCCGUCUCAAUCGUCCGUACCGGCGACCGACCAUCGUUGGCCGUCCGUACCAGCCAUCGCAUCGGCCGACCAUACCGCGUAUCAUCGUCCGAAUCCGCCGUCCGUACCGUCGUCCGACCAACAUCGGCCGUCCGUACCGUCGACUGUACCGAGUUCCAAGUCUGCGACCAUUAGCUGAAUGCUUGAUCUGACUUUGAUCAAGUAUGGAGUAUGCAGAUCCUUACUCCGAUGAUGAACUGUGGUGCGAAGAGUACCAAGGCAGCGACCCGGAGCAAAAGGCCACCGAGGACGAGCCAUGGAACGACGAACACACUGGUGCCGAUCCGGAGCCAGCGACUACCGAGAACGCGUCUUGGUACCAAGAGGACUUUGAAGAAGGCUCGGAACUAGAGGAACACGAGCAUGGAUCACCAGACUGCUAUUGGCCGUCUAUGUCCCGAGCUACGCGCUAUAACAAGCCAAGGUCGAACCGCUAUGAUGACUCCGACAAUGAUGACCUGGGUUCUUACUAUACGCCGUCCGCAUAUCAUCGAGAGCCGCGGAAGGAAUACUCGAGUUGCACCCGAGCAAUCCCAACCUUUCCAUCGCACGCAUCAUCGAGCAAGUCAAGUGCUUGCCGCACUCGGAACCAAGGACUUCCGAGCUGGUCACCACGCGCAACACCGAUCAAUCCGUCAAGUCGCGACCGAGAUAAAGCCAAGGCGAGCAUUGUGGUUUCUCGGACUAAGUCAAGGGAGCAGACCGCAAGGAAGCCAGCGCAAUCUCCCGGAGCACCAAAUUUCACGGACGAGUUGAUCUCUAUCCGAUCUGAACUCCAACACCUUGGAGAAAUGUUGGGCCAGGCAGCGAGAUCUUACACCCAGGGAGAAUCAUCACGGCACCAACACUCGGCCCUUGUAACUGUACCAACACCAGUCCCGCGAGUUCUUCAUCAGCCGGAACAAGGUGACUUGACGCGGAACAAGCCGAAUACCGACUUGAUUGAGAACGCCGCACCAACGACGCAAGCUAACCGUACGCUGAGCCUAGGACGUGAUUUCGAUCGACAAGUCUGUCCAGAAGAAGUCAUUAACUCGGGAGGAAUCGUAGAGAAGCCAGCCGAGCCCCCAGACCGACAAGUUCUUACACUCGGAGGUCCAAGUUCGGGUCAUUACGCAGACCACGGAAAACUCUUUACCGCUCUCGAUCGAGGCUUAACCGACACUCGACCGCCGCGUCCGGAGCCGACCAUAGUACGCGAAUCCUUACCCAGGACGCGUACCGAGCCAUCAACCGAAGUCCAAGGAGAUUCUGGCCGCGCAAUUGAAGUCAUAUCCGGUAAUCACUCGGUAAUGGGGAGUUCCAAGUUAGCUAGGCCACCGGAGAUGGCCAUUGAUGGAUCUUUUCACUCGGUAUUGUCCAUGACUACUUCAAGUAGUAAGCUCCAGCUGGGAGUCGCCUAUACCGUGCCAUCCUUCUCCACCCUUAGCGCCAAGGCCGUUACCGCACAAGGUCAUAUGGCGAUGUAUUUGUCCAACUUUGGUGCGGAUCAAACUUAUGUGUGGCAUCCUGGAGAGUCUCAGCAAGCAACCACGGUUCAUGAAGGGAUCCGAGCGACCAGUGCCGCUGGCCUUACCGGGGAAGUCCUAUCCUUUUCUCUUAAGGCCUUACUGUUUCCUUUUGAUCCCGGUAAAUUAAACCGCGGUUGGCCUUUUGAUGCUGCUGAUUUGGGUUUUCCUUUUUGAUCCAGGUGAUGAGCAAAGUUUUGAGGCCAAAACUUCUAUAAGAGGGAGGGAAUGAUGUGAUCACGGGAUCGACCACUCGGCCGUGAACACUCGAUUCUCUCGGACGUCUCUCAACCACCUCUCGGACAACACUUGGACGCCUCUCGGACACUUAUCGACAACUUGGAACCGGCCUUCCUAGUGAUGCGCGGUACCAACUAGUUUCCAAGGAUCAUCAAGGAGGAGCAAGUAAAGUCAUCUAAUGGGCUUUGCAAUCCAAGCUUCAACCCUCACACCAAUGGCUCAUGGCUAGCAUCACCACUUAAGAGCCUUGAGUUGCGACCAGCUUUGGGAAGCUUAGUUCGCGAGUCUUCACCAUCGCGCAAGCGUGAAGACGCCCCUAAGUCAUUAGAAGGAGCUGUACUCUUUUCCCUACUUUGGGUUUGU
This is a messenger RNA of Camelina sativa (false flax), 3002 nucleotides long. The record is from RefSeq and is a predicted model, not a curated record. NCBI's taxonomy places the organism in Eukaryota, Viridiplantae, Streptophyta, Magnoliopsida, Brassicales, Brassicaceae.